Zootoca vivipara (common lizard) is the source of this 19446-nucleotide messenger RNA. The record is from RefSeq and is a predicted model, not a curated record. Lineage: Eukaryota; Metazoa; Chordata; Lepidosauria; Squamata; Lacertidae.
GGGAGGCAGGGAGGGAAAGCGGGGACGGAGGGCGGCGGCGAGGAGGAGCGGGGCGCGUCAAGCCGAUGCCGGCGGCCGUUGGAGGAGGGUUCGCCCUCGCGCACCCGGCGAGGGCGGCGGGCCUUGGCAGCGGGGAGGGAGAGAAAGAGGAGCGAUUCCUGCCUCCUCCUCCUCCUCCUCCUCCCCCCUCUUCUGAAUGGGGUUAUUGUGUGUUGGGGGCAGGGAUGCUGCUGUGCUUGGUGGCGGGAGGAAUGAAGAGAGGGGUCUGGGGUGGGCAGAGAAGAGCGCGAAGGAAUCGGCAACGCGGCCUUAUUUCCCCAUCCCUUGCGCAUCCUGCCUUUUUCCACUUUGAAGGCUUUCCGGCGCCAUUCUUUCGUCCCCGCUUCCCUUUUCCCUUUUUACGCGUAAGCUUCCGGCGCGUCCCUUUCCCCCUCGCCCUCGUCCUCUUCUCCAGAUUCCUUCCUUGUGAGAGGAAAAAUGAGUAACUUUCUCCUGACUAAUCCAGUCCUAGGCUGCUGCGGAUCCUUUAUUACUUGGGGAUGCACCACCACCGCCCGAUUUAAUUCGUUUCGUCAGGCAGGGGUGAGGUUUUGCAGCAGCCCACUCGGGGAUACAGUUAACUGGCUGGUUGUAAAAAAAAAAAAAAGUCCAUCCCAGCCUACACCCUGAAGGGUUCUUCAGGACGGCUAGCAAUCUAUAAAACCUGAUGAAAACCCUAUCUGGUAAUUAAAAUGUCAGCAAUAAAACCGGUGAUGCCUAAAAGAACCUUCCGCUUCCAGAGGUCUAGAUUAAUAUGAAUGCCUUCAGAUUUUGCCAGAACAUGGCUAAGGAAAGGGAGUUCCAUCGUAGGUGGAGAAAGGCCUCUCUCACACUUUCACCCUCAACUGCACUGCAAAGUUUUGGUUGGGCUGUAUGGAGAAAGGUGCACCUUCAAGUACUUUGGUCCCAGGACAAUGAGAUGGUGGAUGCCAGUGUAUGUGAGAAGGGGGGUUGAUUGGGGAAGAAAAAGUGAUUUAUUUGCCAUCCGAGAAUAGCACCUCAGUGGGCUCCAAUACACAGUUACCUACUCCUACCAGCCUUCCUAAACAUAGAGUUCUUCACUGGAGUCAUUGUGCUGAGAAAAUGUAAACUUACUCAUUGGUUCACAUGUUUGCAUUACUUCUAGCAUCUUGAAAAUACAAGAACUGGUACAAAUUAGUUAUUGACAUUUGCGGGUUUGUAAUCAUUGUCAUAUAAUAAAGCUGGGGCAUCUUCCCUAGGAGAGACUAUGGUUGUAUUGCCAUUAUUUGGCUACCACACAUUUGGUGGUGUUUGAAGAGAGGAAGGCUGUUUAAGCCUAGUCUAUGUGACAUCAGUAUGAAAUUGAUGCGGAAGAGAAAAACCUGGGCUGGGGGGUGGGGUGGGGUGGGAACAGGAGAUAAAGUGAAUAAGUCCCAUACAGGCCAUUGCUUGAUACAAACAGCCACCAUCCUAGCCUCUUUAAACCAUCUUGUUGUAUAAGCUUAAAAUAUGUCCUAUUGGUGUUCCUACAACAAAUUUUUACUUGCUUUGGUGGCCAAGCUGGAUAUUGUGGUCAUUGGGACCCUCUCACUCCCCUUGUCACUGACCUCAAGCUGUACCUCUGUGCUCAGGACAAUCCUUGGCUCCUCUCUCCACUACCAAGUUUGGAGCUAGAAAUGAUUCCCUUCAUCACACUCUAGGGGGUCUCAUCAAUGCAGUUUCCAAUAAGGCCUCUGCCACCUUUCCUGCUUGGGAGAAGGUGAGUGGAGUGGUGGAGAAGCGACCAAGUGCCCCAUUCCUCAUUUACACUCACCAUAGAAAGCAAUGUGCCAGGUGCAUUUUGCACCUGACUAUUGGCCACUUGUGACCAUGUGAAGAUGGCUGGGCACCAGGAUGGUGCCUGAUGUUUCCACCAUCUAGAGCAGGCAUCCGCAAACUGCAGCCCUCCAGAUGUUUUGGCAUACAACUCCCAUGAUCCCUAGCUAACAGGACCAGCGGUCGGGGAAGAUGGGAAUUGUAGUCCAAAACAUCUGGAGGGCCGAAGUUUGGGGAUGCCUGGUCUAGAGGUACAUGCCUGGGGAUCCUUGGAUCUUGGCUGUUUUCACACACUAGCAACACUUCCUGUAGAAUUCUAUCAGUUGUAUUUUAUCUGCACACUCAGGAUGAAUUUCAGGAACCAAAAAGUCAUAUUAAAAAUACGACUUUUGAGCUGUCUGGCCCAAAAAUGGCAACUAGGCAUUCUGCUUUGGUGACUGUAACCUGACUUAAGGGGUUGGUGCCUAGCUUAUAUACUGUACAGUGGUACCUCUACUUACGAAUGUUUCUACUUACGAACGGAGCUCCGUCUGCCAUCUUGGAUGCGGUUUAGAUAGGAUUUUUUCUACUUACAAAUUUUUAGAUAGGGUUAUCUAUCUAUUUUGGUGACUUACGAUUUUUUUCUCACAAUGCAUUCCUAUGGGAUUUGACUUACAAAUUUUUUCGACUUACAAAUAUGCAUUCGGAACGCAUUAAAUUCGUAAGUAGAGGUAACACUGUAUAUGAGUUUUUAACACUGCAAGAUGGGCCAGACAUAUUUUUCAAUACGGUUCCUGAAAUUCAUUCUGAUUGUGCAGACACACUGUACAAUAUAACUGAUAGAAUUCUACAGGAUGUGCAGUUCCAAAGUUGCCCGCUGCAGGUUACCAUGCAUAUCAGAGGGCAGUGUCGUGACAUGUAUGGAAAGCAAAAUGUGGAACUCUGGUUAUCAUAAUAAAGCUACCAGUACUUGAGGUUGGGGAAAGUAUGGUCUGGAGUUCAGCUCCUACCAUCCCUAACUUCUACCAUGCUGGCUGGGACUGGUGGAAGUUGGAGUCCUACAAUAUCUUGAGGACUACAGGGCCUCCUUCCUACUUUGAAGUCAAAUUCUGAAAAUUUUAAAGUAAGAUCACAGCCAUUUCUUAUUUCUUUACCUAUAAACUUCUACUUCUACUGUGGGAUAUCUGAACAUACUUUGGUACUUUUAACUUUUCUGGCUUCAACUUCUUAAUGCUUAGUGCUUGACGAGAAUUUUUGUUUACCUCUUACUGCUGAAUUUACAUUCUGAAUCUAGCAUUGUGAGUUCUGCUGAUUACUGUCAGCUUGGUAGAAGAAGUCUACCCUAGAGGGGAGUCACUACUGUAUGAGGAUUCUUCUUAUUUCCUUGGUGUCUUUGCCAAAUGCUUUCAUCUCACCCAGCUUCUAUCAGCAGUACAGGUUUCAGACAAUUGCAAGUACACUUCUGUCUUAGCAUUAAUAACAACAACAAUUUUAUUAUUUGUAUGCCACUCAUCUGACUGGGUUGCCCAAGCCACCCUGGGCAGCUGCCCAGCAGAAUAGUAAAAACACGAUAAAACAUCAAACAUUUAAAAUUUCCCUAAACAGGGCUGCCUUCAGAUGUCUUCUAAAAGUCAAAUAGUUGUUUAUUUCCUUGACAUAUGAUGGGAGGUGGUUCCACAGGGUGGGUGUGACUACUGAGAAGUGCCUCCCCCUGGUUCCCUGUAACCUCACUUCUUUCAGUGAGGGAACUGCCAGAAGGCCCUCAGUGCUUGAUCUCAGUGCCCCAGCUGAACAGUGGUGGUGGAGAUGCUCCUUUUGAUGUACAGGGCCAAAGCCAUUUAGGGCAGGGGUUUGCAAACUUUUUCAGCAGGGGGCCGGUCCACUAUCCCUCAGACCUUGUUAGGUGCUGGACUAUAUUUUUUUGGGGGGGAAAUGAACGAAUUCCUAUGCCUUAUAUAAAAUACCCAGAGAUGUAUUUUAAAUAAAAGCACACAUUCUACUCAUGUAAAAACACACUGAUUCCCGGACCGUCCGUGGGCCGGAUUUAGAAGGCGAUUGGGCCGGAUGUGGGCCUUGGGCCUUAGAUUGCCUACCCAUGGUUUAGGGCUUUAAAAGUCAGCAUCAACACUUUGAAUUGUGCUUGGAAAUGUACUGGGAGCCAAUGUAGAUCCUUUAAGAGCAGUGUUAUAUGGUCCCAGUGGCUGCUCCCAGUCACCGGUCUUUCUGCCACAUUCUGGAUUAAUUGUAGUUUCCGAGUCACCUUCAAAGGUAGCCCCACAUAGAGCGCAUUGCGGUAGUCCAAGCGGGAGAUAACCAGAGCAUACACUUCUCUGGCGUGACAGUGCACAGGCAGGUUGGGUCUCAGCUGACAUACCAGAUGAAGCUGGUAGACAGCUGCCCUGGACACAGAAUUGACAUGCCUCCAUGGACGAGCCCAAAAUUAUUCCCAAGCUGCAUACCUGGUCCUUCAGGGCACAGUUACCCAUUCAAGACUAGGGAGUCCACAUCUGCCCGCCCCCUGUCUCCCUAUAACAGUACUUCUGUCUUGUCAGGAUUCAACCUCAAUCUAUUAGCAGCCACCCAUUCUCCAAUCACUGCCGGAUACUCACACGAGACCUUCACUGCCUUCACUGGUUCCAAUUUAAAGGAGAGGUAGUGCUGGGUAUCAUCCGCAUACUGGUGUACACCCAGCCCAAACCUCUUGGUGAUCUAUCUAUCACAACGGCUUCAUAAAGAUGUUGAAAAGCAUGAGGAAGAGGACCGAGCCCUGAAGCACCUCACAAGUGAGAGCCCAGAGGUCUGAACACUCUCCUCCAACACCACUUUUUGUACAUGGCCCAGGAGGAAGGAGUGGAACCACUGUAUAACAGUGCCCCCAGCUCCCAAGUCCUCUGGGCAAUCCUUCCCUUCCACCCACCCACUCCAUGCAUGCUCCACCUCCCUCCAAUGACUAGGUAGAUCAUUGCCAGUUUUUAAAUACUGGGAAUACUGAUUUAACGGGCUUGCCGAUCAGAAGGUCGGCGGUUCGAAUCCCCACAACAGGGUGAGCUCCUGUUGCUCGGUCCCUGCUCCUGCCAACCUAACAGUUCGAAAGCACAUCAAAGUGCAAGUAGAUAAAUAGGUACCUCUCCAGCGGGAAGGUAAACAGCGUUUCCAUGUGCUGCUCUGGUUCGCCAGAAGCGGCUUAGUCAUGCUGGCCACAUGACCUGGAAGCUGUACGCUGGCUCCCUCGGCCAAUAAAGCGAGAUGAGCACCGCAACCUCAGAGUUGUCCGCGACUGAACCUAAUGGUCCAUACCUUACUUAAUAUGUUUGCAAAAUGAUGUUGUGCAUCUGACCAGAAACCAUGUUAAGUCAUAACUACAUAAGAGUAUUAUUAUUAAUACUGUUACUUCAUUCUUCAAAAGCCUGCAUCUUUGUCACAUAUUAUUAUGAUGUCAUAUUUUGCAUAUUUUCUUUUUUUUACCUGUAGAGGGAAUCAGUGUUAGAAACUCAGAUAUACAAGCUAGGGGUCAAAUGGCUCCUUAAACCAAAGUUACAGUCUCGCCUUGUGAUAGAUUAUCAGUUAAACAUCUGGAUAGUUCAGAUGAUAACCUUGAGCUAUGUUACGGAUUAUUAGAAAAAGAAGAAGUCACUUUAUCCAGGGAUAAAGUGACCCCAUGCAUGCACCUCCAGAUGAUGGAGAUGUCAGACACCACCUUGGCGCCCAGGCAUCUUCACUUGGUCACAAGUGGCCUGCUGCAAAAUGUGCCUGGCUAAUUUCAAACACUGGAGAGAAUGUCUUUAAAAUAUCCUCAUAUAGGGUUGGUUUCGCCAGCAGCUCUCACAGUUUCUGGGGCCAAGUAUGGGAUUAUAGGAACCUGCACACAGCAUAGUUUUGUCGAAUUUCCAAUGUUUCUCCAUUCUGCUUCACUCUGCCGUGGUGUAGCCAAAGCAUCACAAAAGAAAGUGGCAAACAAAAAUGAAAUUCCAAUGACUAAUAGGAAUAAGAUCUCAUUGUUAGUUGGGAAAAUAGAACUGUAUUUUAUCAGCAUUUUAUUUUAACAGUAUUUUAUUUACAUGAAAAGAUUUGCAUAAUUACAAAAGUAGCCAUAAACAAUAAAUAAAACACAACAAAAUUGAACACUUUCCACAUAUUUCUAAAUACAGUAGAACCUUGGCUUUCGAAUGUAAUCUGUUCUUGAAGUCUGUUCAACUUGCGAAAUGUUUGAAAACUGAAAAUCAAAGGGCUGUUAGCAAAGUUAAUGGUGAAAAUGGGAAAACGUGCUGUGGAAGUUGUUUGACUUCCGAGGCGUGUUCGAAAACAGAAGCAUUCACUUCUGGGUUUUUGGUGUUUGGCUUCUGAAACGUUCAGCAGCUGUGACAUUCAAAAACCAAGAUUUGACUGUAUAAAGAUAGAAAAUAAUAUCAAUAACAGCUGAAUACCCCUCCAAAAAAUACCCCAGUCCAAGAGUCUGUUCAGCAGCCUCAGCUUUUAUAGCUGGAGUCAAUCAGCUACAUAAUUUAUAUCCAAAUGAUUUAAUAUUAAUCUAGUUAUUAUUUACCAUGUCAUUCCGAACCAAACAAACUGUAGUUUAUCUAAAAAGGAAACUUCCAAUCUCAGUCCCCCACGUUCUGCUAGUGGAAGAGAUGAACAAGUAGGCACUGCUAGCCUCACUAUUCCUUAGCCAGGGAAUGUCAUGAGGUUGCUAUCUCUUCCCUUCCUUUAAGAUGGAGAACAGAAUUCCACAUCCGUCAUCGGUCUGGCAAAUGCACCAAGGUUUUCUGGCUGUGUUGUCUUUCUACUUUGUUUUCUGAACUGCCCCAAAGACAAGAUAACUAACUGUAAUUCAUUGCAAUGUUGUAUACAGUCAUACCUUGGAUCUCAAACGCCUUGGCUCCCAAACAAAUCGGUCCCGAACAAUCGAAACCCAGAAGGUGAACAAGGAGGCUCUAGCUCAAUGAACUGAAAUGUCUGAAAAGUCAGGACAGAACACAAAAGCAAAGGAUGGAAAAACCAAGUAUGCAACACUUAGUCUGUUUAAUACCUAUAAAGGAAAGACUCUGGAAACACAGAAAGCUGCAGUCACAACACGCCAUGGAUUACAGAGUCUUGGAAAAGUUGCCAUUUCACGAAGGAUGCCCCCUCCUGCUAAUCUCCCCAGUCUUAAAGCAGAAAACAAAGGCAAUGAUCCGAAUAUAAACAUUGUGCCUAAGGAUGGCACAGGAUGGGCUUCUAAACAAGAGCAACAUGAGGAAGAAAAACCACCAGAAGUGCCACAGACCCAGCCAAAGCCUGCAGCUCCUGCUCCUCCAGAAGCACCUCCUGUUGCCAAAUCAUGGGCCAAUACCAAGCAAGGUGGGCAGGGUGAUGGUCCUGGAGUUCAAAUAAAUAGCUAUUUCCAGCAAGAAUUUCCUAGUCUUCAGGCAGCUGGUGAUCAAGAGAAGACAAGUAAAGAGAAGGAUACAGCUGAAGAGCCUUAUGGUCCUGGGCCCAGUUUACGACCACAAAAUGUUGCUAGCUGGCGAGAAGGUGGAGGCAGGAAUCUGAACUCUCCAAAUUCUCCAACUGAUCAAGAAGCAAAACCUGUUGCUCAAGAAGACGGUAAUGUGCCUGGACCAGUAGAACAGAGUGAUGGCCCCAAGGUACCAGAGAAGAGAGAUAUAAGGAUAGCACUGCCACCUGCUCCCAAGCUUAAUGGUCAGCAACAGCCUGGGAUCAUACCUCAGUACAGAGCAAUGAUACCACCCUAUCUGUUUAACCAGUACCCUAAAUUGGCAUAUCCUCAAAUGCCCGGCCCCAGCAGGUUCCCUGCUCCAUCUGAGGCUGCCAGAGGACCGAGGGGUAGAGGGCCCCCUUCACGGAGCUCAGAAGCUGUAGAACGCCCAGCCAUCCUAAGUGCUAAUGAGCUCAAAGAACUUGACAAGUUUGAUAAUUUGGAUGCUGAAGCUGAUGAAGGCUGGGCUGGAGCCCAGAGUGAGGUAGAUUAUACUGAACAGUUGAACUUCAGUGAUGAUGAUGAGCAAGGAAGUAACCAGAAGGAACAGUACAGCAGUAAUGAACCUACAAAAGACGUGGAGAAGAAAGAUUCAGAAGAACAUAAAUCAUCUGCUCCUUUGCAGUCAGUUGGUUCCAAAGUGCCAUAUAAUAAAAGCAACUACAUUGAUCAGGAACGCAGUCUGACACCAGCCCAGUCUUCAGUGCUUGAGAGGGGCAGUUCUGGGCUUCAGCCAAAAUCUGCUCUUCAGCAUCCACUUCCAGAUCGCUUGGCAGGGCCAGGAAAGCAAGGUCCUUUUCCUUCUAGGCCAACACCAGAUGAGGAUGAGAUUUGGAAACAGAGACGAAGACAGCAAGCGGAAGUAUCUGCAGCUGUAGAACGAGCCCGUAAAAGGCGAGAGGAAGAGGAGCGAAGAAUGGAAGAGCAAAGAAAAGCAGCAUGUGCUGAAAAGCUAAAACGGUUAAAUGAGAAAUUUGGCUGUGUAACAAAACCACCCCGAGAAGACCCACUGAAAGAAAAAGAAAAAGCAAAGGAGAAGGAUACUGAUAAGGAGAGGGAAAAAGUAAGUGAAAAGGAAAAAGACACAGUGAUAGAAAAGGAAAGGGAAGAAAAAGAAAACCAAGAAAGGGAACAGGAAGCAGAGAAGGAGAAGGAGAAGGAAAAGGAAAAAGUGGAAAGGGAAGAAGCAGAAGAGAAACCAAAAGCUGAAGUGUCUGAACCUCAAGAGCCAAUCACUCCACCUGUUACAGUUGAGAAGCCACAAGAAAGUGAAAGCAGCAGUAAAGAGGAGAGAGUGUGUCAAGCUAUUUCCACCACUCAAGAAAGCAAUCAUAGUGAAAGAGAAAGUUCUCAUGAAAGCGAGACUGAUUCUGGUGCUCAGCCACGUCCUGCUAUUUCUUCUGGCUAUUCAAAACAGUUUCAGAAAUCAUUGCCACCAAGGUUUCAGAGACAACAGGAGCAGAUGAAACAGCAGCAGUGGCAGCAGCAGCAGCAAGGGGUCCUACCGCAGACUACACCACCCCAGCCUUCUGCUGGCCCUGUUCCCCCACCACCACAUAGACCUCUCUAUCAACCCAUGCAGCCACAUCCCCCACAUUUGGCUUCUAUGGGCUUUGAUCCACGGUGGCUCAUGAUGCAAUCUUACGUGGAUCCACGAAUGAUGUCAGGAAGGCCUGCUAUGGAUAUGCCACCCAUGCAUCCAGGAAUAAUACCUCCUAAGCCACUUCUAAGAAGGGACCAGAUGGAAGGGACAGGAACUGCUGCGGACUCUUUUGAUCAUGUUACUCGAUCAGCAAGGGAGCAUGCUAUUCCUCUGCCAGAACCGCGCAUGGUGUGGGGGUCAGAACCGUAUCCUCAUGCAGAGCCUCAGCAGACUAACAAUCCCCCCAAAAUCCUAGAAGACACUGAAGAUAUAAGGCCUGACACACUUCUGGAUCAAGAACACAUAACUGUUCAAGAGGUUUACUCAGCAGAACAGAUUCAUUUGGACUCUCAGACAAAGGUGGACUUCUUCAAAGAACCCAGUGAAAUGAGUGUACAGAAGACUUCAGCCAGGUCUUUAGAAGAUGCUCAGCCUCACCAAAGUGACACACCUGCUCCUGCACUGAGUUUUGAAGUAACUGCAGAAAAUGUCUCCCAAAUCUCCAAGGAAGAAGAAAUACUUGUAGAAGAGAGCAAUAUUUCCCUGAAGAGCAUUUCUCAUGGGUCAAGCCAUUCUCUGAAAUCUGAAGACCAAGCAAAUGAUACACAAGCAAAUGUUCCCAAAGUCACCAGCAGACACAUUGAGCCAAAAGAACCAAUUCUUGAAAGAAUAGAUAGUAAACUGAAAAAAGAAGUCUUUGUAACUAAUAGGCUGUCUGAAGGGCCAAAGCCUGAAAAACCCUUUAAGCCUAAAUCUGAAACUAGGUGGGGUCCAAGACCAGGUUAUGGGAGAAGAGAGGAAGGUAGUGAUAGGCCAGUGAGAAGGUCUGGUCCUAUUAAAAAGCCUAUCCUUCGAGAUAUGAAAGAAGAGCGUGAGCAAAGAGAAGAGCGUGAACAAAAGAAGGAAAGAGAAGGAGAGAAACUGACAAAUGAGAGAGCUAGCAAGAUUGAGAAAAAGGAACAGGCUCAGGUUCCACCUCCCAGGCUAGAACCAGAGAAGACCACCACAGGUGGUAAAAAGGCAUUGCAAAGCACACCACAAGCUUCAGACUGUACAGAUGCUCCUGUGCAGUCUACAGUUACACCUGCUGUGCAGCAGCCUCUCAUUGUCCAGCAGCCUCUCAUUGUACAGCAGCCUGUACCACCAGCGUCUCAGCAGCCACCUGCAGUACAGACAUCUCCACCCAUAGCUCCACAGCUGCCUAGUCCACAAAUUGCUGUUGAGCUUCCAUCCCUUACUAUCCAGCAGCAACCAGUUCAGCAGCCUGUCAGCACAACAAAGGAAGAAAAGCAGCCAGAGAAAGUAAUCAACAAAGAACGAACUGUAGAGAGACCUCGUAUGGAAACUAGACCUGUGAGAAGAGAACCUGGUUUGCCUCCCAGAACAUACUGGAAAGAAGCUAGGGAUAGGGACUGGUUCCCAGACCAAGGAUACAGAGGCAGAGGACGUGGAGAAUAUUAUUCUAGAGGACGAAGCUACAGAGGUUCUUAUGGAGGCAGGGGUCGAGGCGGAAGAGGCCACAAUAGAGACUAUCCGCAUUACAGAGACACUAAGCCUCGAGUGGAGCACGUGCCUUCCGGUCCUCUUAGGCAGCGAGAAGAAAGUGAAACCCGUAGUGAGAGCUCCGAUUUUGAAGUCGUUCCAAAACGGCGAAGACAGAGAGGCUCAGAAACUGACUCUGACAGUGAAGUGCAUGAAAGUGCAAGUGACACCCUUCUUUCAGACAAGGACAGCUUAAGCAAAGGCAGACACCCAAAGAGAGAAGAAAAGACAGAUGUCAAAAAGCCUGCAAAAGCCGUAUUGUCUUAUAAACCUGAACAUAAUAUCCGAGGGGACAAUAGGGUUUUAGACAAAACUUAUGGGAGGGAAGAUGAGAAUAAACCCAAACCAGGUUUUCUUCCUAAAGGAGAACCUUCUAGACGUGGCAGGGGGGGCAUGUUCAGACGUGGGGGUAGAGAUCCAGUUGGCCGUCCACCUCGGCCAUCUACUCUUAGGAAACCAGGAUACAGAGAGAAUCAGUGGAACCCAAGGCAGAUGGAUCCCCCCAAACUUGAAGAUGGGGAGCCUCCACAAAGGCAUGACCAUUAUGGUUCUAUAUCACUGGAUAAAAGGCCACCUGCAAAGUUUGAGAGAAAAUUUGAUCCUGCUCGGGAAAGGCCUCGAAGGCAAAGACCUGCACGACCUCCCAGGCAAGAUAAGCCACCACGCUUUAGGCGUCUAAAAGAGAGAGAGGCAGCAUCAAAAAUAAGUGAAGUCACAACCAGCUCAUCAUCAAGUGCUGCAAUGAGUAGUGCAGUUAAUGAACAGCCAAGCACUACUUUGGAGGUGUCCGGAAGUAAGACACCAGACUUGUCCAAUCAGAACUCCUCAGACCAAGCAAAUGAAGAGUGGGAAACGGCUUCAGAAAGUAGUGAUUUCAAUGAGAGGCGUGAGAGGGAUGAAAAAAAAAUAGCAGAUGUUGCAGCACAGGCAGCUGUUAAGACUGGGGAAAACACACUAGCCCCCAAAAGGGAAAUAGCCAAGAGAAGUUUUUCCAGUCAGCGGCCUGGAAUUGAUCGGCAAAAUCGUCGUGGAAAUAGUGGACCACCCAAAUCUGGACGAAACUUCUCAGGGCCAAGAAAUGAAAGGAGAAGUGGCCCUCCAACAAGAACUGGGAAAAGGGGACCAUUUGAGGAACAAGCUGCAGUUGUGAUUAGUGCUGAAACAGUUGGGAGCAGUUUACAUCCAGAAGAAAGUGGGAACAGUGCUGCUGCGCUGAAAGCUUCCAAAGAUCCCAACAUCAAGAAGCGAGAAGAGCCGAAAGCUGGUCCAAAGAAAGUGAAGGAGAAAAUGGAUGCAAUUUCUCAAUUUGACCUUAACAACUAUGCAAGUGUUGUAAUUAUUGAUGACCACCCUGAAGUGACAGUAGUUGAAGAUUCCCAGUCCAAUUUGAACAAUGAUGGUUUUACUGAAGUGGUAUCAAAAAAGCAACAAAAACGCCUGCAAGACGAGGAACGCAGGAAGAAGGAAGAGCAAACAGUGCAGGUCUGGACCAAAAAGAGUUCAAAUGAAAAAGGAAGGUGUCCAAAUUCCAAACUACCACCCAGGUUUGCCAAAAAGCAGCAGCAGGCGACAGCAGCAGCAGCGGCCGCCGCCGCCACUCAACAGAUUCAGGCUCAACCACAACUCACACUGCCGUGUGUGUCUCAGAUUCCAAGUCCACAGACUUCAGUUCAGCUGCAACCACAGGCAACCUGUGCAGCAAACAGCAGCACCGAGUAUACAGCAACAAGCAAAACUCUUCAGAACACACCAUCUCAUAAUGCUGUAGGAACCGAAUUAUGGGAUAAUAAAGUGCCCCCUACAACAGUCCUCAGUGACAUCUCAAAAAAAUUGGGACCCAUUAGUCCUCCCCAGCCUCCUUCAGUCAGUGCAUGGAAUAAGCCUUUGACAUCGUUUGGAUCAGUUCCAUCUCCAGAGGGAACAACAGUUGGGCAAGAAAGUGGAAUUGAUUUGGGAAUAGAAACUAUUCAGUUUGGUGCUCCAGCAUCUAGCGGGAGUGAUAGCGAAGUUGGCCCAGUUUCAGAGAAGACCUCAGAGAAGCUUCUUGAACCAAAGGAGCAAAGGCAAAAGCAACCCCGUGCAGGACCUAUAAAAGCACAGAAGCUUUCAGAUUUGAGUCCAAUAGAAAACAAAGAGUACAAGCCUGGUCCCAUUGGGAAAGAACGGUCAUUAAAGAACAAGAAAGUAAAAGAGGCUCAUCAAGGGGACCCUGAGGGGCAAGAGAAAUCAAGCCCUACUGCAGUCAGAAGUCCAGACCCUGUUACUUCUAAAGAAGGCAAAGCAACUGCUGAACUUGGUACUGAAAUAGGACCAAUGAUAUCCGUGCCCGCAUCAGAGUUUGGAGCAACUCAAAAGGAGUCUGUAACAGACUAUACAGCACCUUCUUCUCACUCCAGUACAGUGGCUACAAGCAGUGCAAAGAUGGAAGAGGCUUUAGUGACAAAUGUGCCCCUGCCCCACACCCUUCCCCUCCCUAGGAGGGAGGCUCUACAACAGAGCUCCAGCCUAACUCCAGUUUCUCCCGCUACCGUGGACCUCACCCUCAAGAUGGAGUCUGCUCGCAAAGCAUGGGAGAAUUCACCAAAUGUCGGGGAGAAGAAUUCACCAGCUACAUCAUCAGCAUCUCCAGUAGGUGGCGGUAGUGGUGGCAGCAGUGGCAGUGGAAGCAGCAGCAGUAGCAGUGGACCAACCAGUGGUACAUACAGCUCUUUCUCAAGUGCAUCAAUGCCUCCCAUUCCUGUGGCUUCAGUUACACCUACAACUUCAUUGUCAGGAGCUGGAACAUACACUACCUCUUCACUGAGUACAAAAACAACCACAACCUCUGAUCCACCUAACAUUUGUAAAGUGAAGCCACAGCAGUUACAGACAAGUAAUUUGGCAUCUGCUGGUCACUUUUCCCAGCUAAGCUGUAUGCCAUCGCUAAUUGCUCAGCAGCAGCAGAGUCCACAGGUCUAUGUGUCUCAGUCGGCAGCAGGUAAUAUACGAGCUCAAAUUCCAGCUUUCUACAUGGAUACAAGCCAUCUCUUUGGUACCCAGCAUGCACGACUGGCUCCUCCAUCACUGGCCCAACAGCAAGGAUUUCAGCCAGGGCUCUCACAGCCUACAUCAGUUCAACAGAUACCAAUCCCUAUAUAUGCACCUCUGCAAGGGCAGCAUCAAGCUCAGAUGGGUUUAGGAGCAGCACCUGCUGUUUCCCAAGCCCAGGAAUUGUUUAACUCAUCAUUGCAGCCUUAUAGAUCCCAGCAGGCAUUUAUGCAAAGUGGCCUGUCUCAGCCGUCACCAGUGGUCCUUUCUGGCACAGCCUUACACAACUUCCCAGCAGUGCAGCACCAGGAACUUGCCAAGGCACAGUCAAGCCUUGCGUUUCAGCAGACAUCUAAUACUCAACCUAUUCCUAUCUUGUAUGAGCAUCAACUGAGUCAAGCUUCAGGACUAGGAGGCUCCCAGCUUAUUGAUACACAUCUUCUCCAGGCCAGAGCUACUCUUACCCAGGCCUCAAAUUUGUAUUCUGGACAGGUUCAGCAAACAGGUCAGACUAGCUUCUAUAACACUGCGCCAUCUCCCAGUGCUCUUCAGCAGGUAAACUAUGGCACGGUGACAGUACCUAUUCCAGGAUCACAACUUUCCUUGCCCAACUUUGGAUCAGCAGGCCAGCCUUUAAUCGCUCUUCCACAGUCCCUUCAGCCUCCUUUACAGCACACACCACCACAGCCUCAGACUCAGAAUAUGAGUCGGCCAGCGCAAGUAGGCCAGCCUUUCAGAGGACUAAUUCCAGCUGGAGCUCAACACAGCAUUAUAACUGGGAAGAUGUCAGAAAUGGACCUGAAAGCUUUUGGAAGUGGCAUUGAUGUUAAACCAGGCACACCUCCAGUCACCGGACGAAGCACCACUCCAACGUCUAGUCCCUUCCGGAAAUAUGAAGACAGAAUGACUGCAUACUUGCCCAAUUCCCAUUUAUUUCAGCAGAGCUUGCACAGGGUUGCUUCCACAAGUCCGAACAGUCAGGCCAAUAAAAUGAAUACCAUCGUCUACCAGAAGCAGUUUCAGUCGGCAGCUGUGAGAAUGACGCAGCCAUUUCCUCCACAGUUUGCACCCCAGAUCCUCUCUCAGCCUAACCUGGUCCCUCCAUUGGUAAGAGCCCCACAUACUAACACCUUCCCAGCGCCUGUUCAGAGGCCGCCAGUGGCACUGGCUAGUCAGAUGCCACCUCAGAUGACCACAGGCCUUAUGAGCCACCCUCGUUUGCCACAUAUGGCCAGGGGUCCUUGUGGAUCACUCUCUGGAGUCAGAGGCAAUCAGGCCCAGACUGCGAUGAAGGCUGAACAAGACAUAAAGGCAAAGCAGAGAGCAGAAGUCCUCCAGUCAACACAGAGAUUCUUCUCUGAACAGCAGCAGGCCAAGCCACCUGGAAGCAAAAUGCAGAAAGCGAGUGACAGUGGGAGCAAAGCCGCUGAGGCAAUGGCAGACUCCUCCCCAGGAGUAUGUCAGGACAAAGUGGUGGAGAAACCAAGCCCUGCACCCACAACAGCCCCCAAGCCUGUGAGAACUGGACCAAUCAAACCUCAGGCUAUCAAGACGGAGGAAACAAAAUCCUAAGUGUUGUGCCCAUUUAUUUCAAUUUGGGAGCGAAAUGACAGUGGCAAAACCUGUAGCCAAAGGGCAAAGCAUGUCCCUUCAAGGCUGUGAAUGGCAUAAAUAGACUCUGUUGCUAAUUAGCCUUGGCAGACAUGAAUGGUAACAUGCUUUAAAGGUCUGGAGAUCUUGGGGCUUGUAGCUUCCAUGCCGCCACAUGAAUUGAGUGUAACCUGCCUGUAUAGGGGCACCUGUGUUUCUGAGGAUGCAAAAUGAAAAAUAAUGCUGCUGAAGCAUGUUAUUAGCCAGUGGUAAAUGCUCUUCUGUUUGCCGUUUCAUUUUGAAAAGAAAGGCAGAUUGAAGGAAGGCUAUGCUGGACAGAAAUGAAAUUGGUUUUAUGUUGCUCAGGGUCCUAAGAGGAUGCUGUUAUUUAAUAAUGAAACGAGAAUUGAAGGUGAUUGAGUAGUCACGCAGAGCAACUCGCCCUCAGCCUUCCUCCUUUUCCCCACCAACACACACUUCAUUCUGUGAUGCUCUACAUCAGAUAUCCCUAAAAGGCAGGCUAUAGCUGCUGCUAUGGUUUGAUACGGUGCUGAAUUAACUGGGGAAGAUGCUAAUUGACUCCCAUGUUGAUACCAAAAGUGCAAAGUUUAUAUUACUCCCAUUUAGGAGUUGUAUUGCCAGUCACAUUGAGCUGUGGCUCAGUAGUACUUGGAGGAAGGAAUCCUUUGGCCUUCAAACUGCUUUCAGCUUAUGUCUGUAUAGAGCAACAAGCACGCAGCCUGCUGCAAGACGGCAUCCUCUGAAACAAUGCAUUCUUAUAUCAAAGCUACUUCUUCCUGCUCACUGUGUGCUGGGAAAUAGAAUCAAGUCAAAUAAUGCCUUCUUAAUUGUAUCCUUCUCGUAGUAUAGCUGUAGGAGAGUACUGUAUGAUAACUUCUGUGAAUGUAAAAAACUCCAUACUUGCUUAUAUGUAGUUGUGACUGUGCUAUAGUAGAGCUGUUUUAAUGACGUUACUGAAGACUUUUUCAGGCAAUGAUUGGAAGUUAAUAAGAGAGCACCACAUACCAUAGCAAUUGCAGAAUUGACUGUUUUCUCUGAGAAUUUCUUCUUCCCCUUCCCAACAUUUUUUUGGAACGAAGAGUGAGCUAAAAGUCUAAUGUGUAUAAUUUUGUUCAGAUGACAGCAGAAGCUGGAAAAGUCUGUUGCUGCUAUUGAUGCCUAGUGAAAUGCUAUUGGUUAUCUUUUUAUAUAAAUAUUAUAAUUUGAAUUUUUGGAAACUUAGCUGUGAUGUCAGCUUUGGGGGAAAGAUAUCCACUUGUACUGUGAGUUGGCAUUGUACAGAAAUUAACAGCCAUAUUGGUCUAGAAAUGUUUAAACUUUUUUUUCAUUUGUACAGGGGUAACACUGUAUUAAAUAUGUAAGGUCUUAUUUACAUGGGUUUGAUUACAGAAACUAAUAAAAAUAUUCUCUACAUAAAGUGUCUGGGAAUGUCAUGCUUUGCCACCCACCUCACCUUUAAUGUUGACAUUAAAGAAUGGCCUCUAUUGAAGAACUUCGAACACCAUCAGGUUCAUAUAGAGACAAGUACCCCUUCGGGUCCCAAGCCAAAAAAUGCUUUAAAGAUUAAAACUAGGACCCUAGGGCAGCUGACAUUCUCUGGUUGCUUCUUCCUCAACUGAGGCAGCUUGAGGAAAAUGGCCUGAGGUAAGUCUGCAUUGCAGGUGCUAAAGUUGAAAGUGUUGCUUGGCUGCCUAGAAUAGGAGUUUGGGUUAAAGGCAGCACCUGGCCCUUGUUUGCACAGAAAUUCUUUAAUGCAUCAGAGCUAUAAUGUACUAGUUAGAUACAAACCGAGCAGUUUAGUACAUAAGAGGAAACUGCUGAAGAUGGAAGUUGCUCAGCUCAAGUUUGAACUCUUCAGCUAGAGUUGUUAGAUGUGUUCUUGGGCUGUUGUUUUAAGUUGGAAAAGCAGCUUGUGGUUGCUGCACAAAGAAACCUCAGGCUGUACAAGGUUCCUUUGGAUUUUGGCCACCGGGAACAAAUAGCAUUCCAGUUUUAAUUUAGAAGCCUUUCAGGUUCUUUCCUGCUUGGUGGCAGUAAAGUUAUGAAAUGUGGUCCAUAAAAAAGAAGCCGGAAUACCAGUCCUCAACAUAGUGAUUAAAAAUAGUGGUUCUUAACUUACACUAAAUUAAUUUGCAGUUACUCGAGAGUACUGUAGAAUACCUAGAUCAGCAAAUUUAUCCAUGAUAAAUGCUUUAAGAAAUUACUUUUGCAAGUCAGCCCACCCACCAAUAUUGUAAGGGGAGGUAUAUUCUGCAGCUCCAGAAUCCAUCUCUGCAGCGAUGUUGCUCAGACAUACAAAGCAAAAGAGAGGCAUGACAAAAGCCAAGGUCACAUGAAGAGAGAGGAAGAAAAUAUGAAAAGACCAAGAAAGAGAUCUAAUGCAGUGACCAUUAAUUUAUGAUGCCCUGUUCAAACUUGGCACACAUUCCUAUUACCUAGAAAAGGCAAGGUAGCUGUCUGGAAUAGCAGGUGUGGGAGUCCGGUCAAUUUGGGCUAGCUGUUCCACAUGAGGUGGGGAACCUUGUUCCCUUGGAUACACAGCAACAAGAACUGGUGGCACAUUAUUAGAGAAUCGGUGGCCACCUUCAUUUUGCAAAUAGCUCAAGGAAACAGGUGAUGAGUAAAUGAUAUAAUGCCUUGGAAGAGAAGGAGCACAGCUUCCAUGUUGGCAUGUGGGGUUCAGACUUCUUGUAUCAAGGGAGUAGACAGCCCAGCUUCCAGAUGUAGGUUGAUGCUCUGCUAGAUCAGUUGCUUUGCACACAGGGUCUUUGGAGUGUGGUGGUGUGCCACUCCCAUCUCUCCGGCAUGUAAGCCACCAUGGGGGAGAACAGAGACCUCUUUCAGGAUAGGUGAUGUUUCGACUUCUUUGUGCACAGACUGGAGAGAUUGGGUUAAUGAGGCUCUGGUCAUUGGUGGGAAAUACCCGGUUGUCUGAGAGCCGCUGCAUGCAGCCCUGUCUGAGGCAGCUUGGAAGACCUUGGCGAAAUGUUGCAGAGUGGCAGUGGCAGUGGCAUCUGCAGGGCUGUCCCCCUGGCUCAGGAGGGGACAAGCUGUGGACAUUUCUGGGAGGAGCAGGAGAAGCAUCUGAAAAGCAAGGACUUAAUGAAGCCAUGCAAAAACAUCUCGCAUCCAUCCCUCGGUGCAGCUGGGUGAUAGUCCAUAGAUGCCUGACCUGUAGUGGGAAACUCAAGUCAUUCAAGCGGCUGGAACUCAGGCUUAGCUGCUUAGCUGUGUUACUUGAGUUUGGCCAGUGCCAAGGCACCCUGCCCAGUUUGGUGUAAUUAACAGUUACAUGCUAGUUUUUAUAGCAAUUUCUAUAGAUUUUGUGUGUACUCUUAUAGCAGUGGUCCUCAACCUUGGGCCUCCAGAUGUUUUGAGCAUAGCUGCCAAGUUUUCCCAUUUCUCGCGAGGAAGCCUAUUCAGCAUAAGGGAAAAUCCCUUAAAAAAAGGGAUAACUUGGCAGCUAUGUGUUUUGAGACUACCAUUCCCAUCAUCCCUGACCACUGGUCCUGCUAGCUAGGGAUCAUGGGAGUUGUAGGCCAAAAACAUCUGGAGGCCCAAGGUUGAGAACCACUGCUCUAUAGUAAUUAUCUUAUUGGAAUUGGCACUUACAAAUACUCUGGUCAAUUCACUUUACAGAUUGGGUACAAACUAAAAUUUGGCCAAGCUAGCCCGGGAUUUGAGCCCCUGUUUCAUCAGUGCAAGAGCCUGUCCUCUGCUGUGUCACACUCUCUCUCCAAAGUCUACCUAAGUAAACCUGCGCUGUGUGGCCCCUGCCUCUGGAGACCUGCGCAGGAGCCCUUCUGGCAGGCCAUGGCUCUGAGACUCAGAAAGGCUGAUUUCCACCCCUUCAUGGCAUCCCAAAUCUGCAGCCUCCUCUCACAGUAUAGUCAUGUCUGCCUGUUAAAGGAAGUUUAAAAUCUAAAAUGGAUGAGUAGGAUUACUGUAAAUAAAGACAUGCUUAACUGCUGUAAGCAGAAAAAACACCUGCUCCAAAAAUGGCAAAUCAGUGUAGGAUACAGUUCUUAUGUCCAAUUGCCUUUCUGCUGAGUAUGUCUCUCAAACCAGGCACAGUACAAACACAUCCUUGUAUACAGAACCCUCCUUGGAUUUGUCCCUUGCCCCUUUCUCGAUACCCUCUCAUCCAAAACAAUUUAUCCAGCUCCAUCCUGAGACAUCUGCAAGGAUCUUUUGCCCCUUGUGCCUAGAAGUCCCCUUGUUCUCUUCCUUCAAAACUCAUUUCCAUGGGGCCUUUGGUCAAACACAUUGCACACAUACAGAGAAACUAAACAGAAGGCUGUGUGACUGAACCACUUUAUUGCAGUCAAAGCUCAACAGCUUUGCAAAAAAACAA